This is a messenger RNA of Umbelopsis ramanniana AG, 669 nucleotides long. RefSeq lists its product as uncharacterized. The transcript is spliced from 2 exons. The record is from RefSeq and is a predicted model, not a curated record. Gene Ontology annotation, cellular component: catalytic step 2 spliceosome; U4/U6 x U5 tri-snRNP complex; U4 snRNP. Bases 187 to 582 code for a protein of 131 amino acids. Lineage: Eukaryota; Fungi; Mucoromycota; Umbelopsidomycetes; Umbelopsidales; Umbelopsidaceae. Gene Ontology annotation, molecular function: RNA binding. Gene Ontology annotation, biological process: mRNA splicing, via spliceosome.
AAAAUUUCGAGAAACUUACAACAAAAUCUCAAAGGAAAACGUGACGUCACAGUGGCUUGUUGUUGCUCGUGGGCAGCAGUAGGAAAAACGGUGGUGGGUGAACGAAAACCAAAGCUCCUUCCUAUCCUCUUUAUCAACGUCACACUUGUUUUUGGAUAAGGCUUGAGGCGGUCUAAUUAAUCCAAGAUGACGUCCAAAAACUCCAAAAUGAUGAAUAUUAUAAACUACCGCCUUCGAAUCACGCUUGCGGAUUCCCGAGUACUUACCGGACAGAUGCUUGCGUUUGAUAAACACAUGAACCUUGUUCUUGCUGAUUGCGAAGAGUUCCGCAAGGUCAAGUCCAAAGGAAAGGUUCCCGAAGGUCAGCCUGAGCAAGAAGAGAAGAGAAUGCUUGGUCUUGUUAUUCUUAGAGGCGAAACCAUCGUCAGCAUGAGCAUCGAUGGACCACCACCGCCGUCUACUGAAGACAAGUCAUCGCGUGCUUCACAAUUGAUGACUGGUCCUGGUGUGGGCAGAGUAAGUGAUAUAACCAUCCCAUACAUAAUCAUUAGACGCACUGUAAUUAACAACAAUUUCUUGUAGCCUGCUGGUAGAGGAAUGCCUCCUAUGCCCCCAAUGGGUGCAGGAUUGGGUGGCCCAGUCCGUGGAGUCGGUGGCCCUGCUCCUGGU